Chaetomium fimeti is the source of this 1191-nucleotide messenger RNA. RefSeq names its product kinase-like domain-containing protein. Lineage: Eukaryota; Fungi; Ascomycota; Sordariomycetes; Sordariales; Chaetomiaceae. Gene Ontology annotation, biological process: mitotic spindle organization; protein phosphorylation; regulation of cytokinesis. The record is from RefSeq and is a predicted model, not a curated record. The transcript has 3 exons. Bases 1 to 1191 code for a protein of 396 amino acids. Gene Ontology annotation, molecular function: ATP binding; protein kinase activity. Gene Ontology annotation, cellular component: kinetochore; spindle midzone; chromosome passenger complex.
AUGGCUACAACGACGACAAGAACGCUGGAAGGCUGCUUCGACCGCCUUUCAGUCAACGACGAGAAUGAUCCUGGUGAGAACACGCGGCUGUAUCAAAAGACAAAACCGGUCAACCCCAGCCAAAGUGCCAGGCCAAACCUGCUCAAGGUUGCUCUGCAAGCACAACACGCCAACACCGUUAUCACAACCGUCAACCUUCCCUCGCAAGCGGCCCAACGAAAGGGCACCGCUCCCCCGACCAACCCCGUCUCACCGAAAAAGGAGAAGCCGUCAUCAUUAUCAUCACGCCCCUCCGAUGAAGAUGGUCUCGACAGCACCUCUUCCUACGUCGACCAACCUCUCGUCCCGAAGCAAUUCCAUCUCGGCAUGUUUGAGAUUGGCCGCCCUCUCGGAAAGGGCAAGUUCGGCCGCGUAUACCUUGCGCGUGAGCGCGGCACCGGCUUCAUCUGCGCGCUGAAGGUGCUCUACAAGUCCGAACUGCAGCAGGGCACUGGCGUCGAGAAGCAGGUCCGCCGCGAGAUUGAGAUCCAGAGCAAUCUGCGUCACCCCAACAUCCUCAAGCUGUACGGGCACUUCCACGACAGCAAGCGCAUCUUCCUCAUCCUGGAGUUUGCUGGCAAGGGCGAGCUGUACAAGCACCUGCGCCGCGAGAGCCGCUUCCCCGAGUGGAAGGCCGCGCAAUAUAUCGCCCAGAUGGCGGCGGCGCUGCGUUACCUGCACCGCAAGCACGUCAUCCACAGGGAUAUCAAGCCUGAGAACAUCCUGGUGGGCAUUCACGGCGAGAUCAAGAUCUCGGAUUUCGGAUGGAGCGUACACGCCCCCAACAACAGGCGCAACACCCUCUGCGGUACUCUCGACUACCUCCCGCCAGAGAUGAUCAAGUCCGGCAGCAAGGACAACUGGUACAAUGAGAAGGUUGACCUGUGGAGCUUGGGCGUCUUGAUGUACGAGUUCCUGGUCGGUGAGGCGCCGUUCGAGGACACGCCCAUCAUGACGCACAAGCGAAUCGCGAGGGCCGAUAUGACCAUUCCGGAGUGGGUGAGCAAGGAGGCCAAGGACCUGAUCAAGAAGCUCUUAGUGCUCGACCCGGAGAAGCGGCUUCCCCUUGAGGAGGUCCAAAACCAUCCCUGGAUCAUCAAGCAUUGUGUGAAGGGCGAGCGGGCGGCCAACAGGGAGAAGCCUGUCAAAUAA